Aegilops tauschii subsp. strangulata is the source of this 567-nucleotide messenger RNA. NCBI's taxonomy places the organism in Eukaryota, Viridiplantae, Streptophyta, Magnoliopsida, Poales, Poaceae. The record is from RefSeq and is a predicted model, not a curated record.
AUGGGAGAAGAGAUAGUGAGCUCGGGGGGCAUCCGCAACGUCGCCGACGUGAGGGGACAACCACCGCCACCGCCGUGGAGCCGACCGGUCGCACGGACAAGAGGCCUGCCAGGCGCCGAGGCCCGGCCGGACCCAAGAGGGUCCAGACAGCCCCUGCCGUCACGCUGCAGCUCGCCGGCCGACGAAGCCGCCACCGCCCGCAGACCACCGCCUCCUCGCCAUCAACCAGGGGGCAGCUCGCUGCGCACCGAGUCGCCGGCCCGCCCUAGCCCAGAUGGAGCACGAAAGGGCCCAUAUCUGGGUUGCGCGGGUGCCGCCGCCCACCAGCACCGCCACGCGGCCAACGGCCGCGCCACCGCACCAAGGACCCCAAAGCCCACCGGAAUCCCGCCGCCGAGCCACACCGCAGCCGACCGAGCUGCACCACCGCCAUUGGGAGGCCCCCGUGCCCCCCAUGAGCGCGCAGGGAAGGAACGGCCUGCCGCCGCCAGCGCCGCGCGGGCAGGGCCCGGCGGACCAUGCCGGCAGUGGCGGGGAGGGAAAGGGACGGGGAGGGGGGCCGGAUAA